Chenopodium quinoa (quinoa) is the source of this 1862-nucleotide messenger RNA. Its product is annotated as B3 domain-containing protein REM16-like. Gene Ontology annotation, molecular function: DNA binding. Bases 270 to 1310 code for a protein of 346 amino acids. NCBI's taxonomy places the organism in Eukaryota, Viridiplantae, Streptophyta, Magnoliopsida, Caryophyllales, Amaranthaceae. The transcript is spliced from 3 exons. The record is from RefSeq and is a predicted model, not a curated record.
GAGUAGUAUAAUGUCUCUUUUCUUUUUAUGAAAAAUUUAAGAAUAUAUAUGUCUUUAAAAUUUUCUAAUAAGGAUAUAAUUGGAAAAUUUUAUGGAAACACACAUUUUGGGAUACCGAAAUUGAAAAUGCGAAAAUUAAAUAGGGACGGAGGGAGUAUAUGGUAAUAUUUCCAACGUAUUUACUAGGGUCUUCCUUUCAUCUCUUUACAGUCUACAUUUGCAGAAUUGCAGUAAAUAUAAUUGUGAUCAUUUCGGUGGUAUUUUAAUUAAUGGGGAAAAAUGGGGUUAACAAGAGUGAAAAUGGCGGAUUCAGAUCAUUUGAGGAAGAAGUUUACUGGACCAAUUUCAAGUCUUUGCGUUUCUUCCAAUUUCUUUCCUCCGAUUUUCACUCCCAACUUAUGAUACCGAAAGAAUUUUCUAAAAACAUGUGGAAUGAAUUACCACAAAUGGUGGUCCUCAAAAGCCCCGGGGGCUCUACAUGGGAGGUACAACUUGUGAGGGAUGAUAACAACACCCUUUUUUUCAAAGAUGGAUGGAAAGAGUUUGCAAAAGCUCAUAACUUCAAAGAAAAUGACUUGCUCAUGUUCAAGUACACCCGUGAUUCCUGCUUUAAGGUUUGGAUGUUGAGUGGACGGAACUUGUGUGAGAUAGCUGGAUCAUAUUUUGUCAAGAAAUCUGCUCUCGGAAAAAAUGAUGCAGGUGAAAAUUCUAAGUUAAAAAGAAAAAAUACAGCGGAGGGUUCUGCCAAGGCUACAGGAAAUAAGGACAAUUCAGAGCUUGAAGAUUUGGACACUGAAAGAGCCUCAAGGAGGAAGAAUCGUAGGAACUCUACUGGGUGUGGUUUAAGGAAUAGUGGUGCUGAAGAAAAGAACCGUAGUACAGAUGACACACUAGAUAGAGUACCCCCGAGUGAAGCAGAUAAAGAGAGAGCACUGCAAAUGGCGAACCGAGAUUUGACAGUCAAAAGCUUCAUUGUUGUCUUGAAAGAUUGUAAUGUUUCCCAGUACUAUCGCUUGGGUGUUCCUGCACCAUGGUCAAGGAGUUACCUUACUCGGAAGCACCAAGAUAUGGAGCUCCGUGCAAAUGGCAAAAAAUGGAUUGUGAGGUUUAAUGCUGAGCCACGGUAUGGAGGCGGGGUUUUUAUUUCUGGGUGGUCCACGUUCGCUGUGGAUAACUUGUUGCAAGAAUCUGAUGUCUGCUUGUUUAAACUGGUAAGCCAAAAGGAUGAGCCAGUUAUCUUUGAUGUCUCAAUAUAUCGCGCUGUUCCAGAGGCAGCUCACCUCCCUUCUCAUAAAACACCUAAGGUUUAACGCUGACUACCGCUGUUGAAACUCAAGAAAAUCAGUCUGAGAGUAUAUUAAGAUUUCCUUUUUUAGUUUGUGAUUUUUUUUUUUUUAAUCCUGUAAAUCAUUUCGGUGUUGCUCAGACAGUUAGACAGCCUCUUAACCUACUUCCUUGACAAUGAAAGGUAUUUGCCAUAUAUGCAUCACAAUUUUGAGCAUCAUACUGCAUUACUGCUUCUUUCUGAGGCAUUUUGUAAUUUAUCUCAGAGAAGGCGAAGAAAUACCUCAUGCAAAGAGAAGGUAAACAGAAGGUUAGAAGUUGGUGUAUUGCUGCAUCUUAUUACCUACAGUAAUUACUUGAUAUUGAUAAAACUGAUCCAUCCUAGAUCCUCAACUGUGCUCGAAAUUGGAUGACUCGUUUUUUCCCGAACUGAAAUUUACUAUAUACAUGACCCAAUAAGACAUGACUAUAUGAACCAAAGUGGCCAACCAAAACAACUUGUCGUCUGUAUCCAAAGUAUCCGAACAACCCGUUUGCCACUUCGCCACAUCCACAUCACAGUAUAUGGAGCUUUGAUC